AUGGACGUCCGACUCCAUACAUACUACCCGCGACGGACCCUUAACCUGUCAGAGUACAUCCCACGGCUCAACCUGACACAGUCCCGACAAGAACAGCACCAACCACCCAAUGUCCUGCUGUUCAUCGGCGGCAUGUACGAUAACUUCCGAUCUCCGAAGUAUCCAGAUGACCUGGCAGCCUUGUUCCCGCGGGACGAGCCCAACCAGAAAUGGAGUGUUUUCCAUGUACAGCUGAGCUCGGCGGGUAAGUGUUUUGGCCUGGUGGAUUUAAAUCGUGAUGUCGAAGAAGUCGGUGAAGCAAUCAGCCACAUCCGAACGACCAUCACCAAAUCGCCCACCACCCCGGUCGUCAUCAUGGGUCACAGCACAGGCUGCCAGGAUUCAAUGCAUUACAUGUGCUCUGAAUUUUCAACCCCGAAGCCACCCUCCUCCUCCUCCUCCUCCUCCUCCUCCUCCUCCCCUUCAUCAUUACCAACCACCCCUUCCCGCCCCCAGAUCUCGGGCCUAAUCCUGCAAGCCCCGGUCUCCGACCGCGAAGCAAUGCUCGACUCCAUCAACAGCAAACCCGCCGUUGCGGCAGCCUACAAAGAGGCCCUGGAAUUUUGCGCCUCGACGCCCAAGGCCGUGCAGUCCAAGGCCCUGCUGCCGUGGAACCUGUCCUACCCACUGAUGGGCUCGAUCCCGACGACGGUCGCGCGGUUCCUCAGCCUCGCGUCGCCUGACAGCCCGGCAUCGCCCGGUGCGGACGACUAUUUCUCAUCGGACCUCAGCGACGCGACGUUCCGGUCGACGUUUGGCAAGUUAGCCGCUUGUGCGCACGUCGUUCCGUCGAGUAAGGAGACGACCAGGACACCGAAAUCAAUGCUCGUCCUCGUCUCUGGCAGCGACGAGCACGUGAGCAAGCGCAUCGACAAGGAGGCGCUGAUGGCGCGGUGGAAAGACGCCAUUAGCAGUGGUGGUUCCCAAUCGACUCAGUCCGAUCCGCAAGCAGCAGUGCUCUCGCCGCACUCGCUGAUCAUCAAGAACGCACUGCACGACAUCUCGGGCGCGAGUGUCGAGGCGCGGACCGCGAGGCUGGUCGACAUGCGCGGUGCCGUGCUCUUAUACCUGAACGACGUUGUGGGCGAUCUCGAUGACGGCGGUAGCGGCGCUAGUGAAUCCAGCCCGUGGGCGAUCUGGAGACGCGACAAAGCCGCCAUUGAUGCGGAGCGCGGCGUGCAGGGUGUCAAGCUGUAG
This is a messenger RNA of Exophiala aquamarina CBS 119918, 1236 nucleotides long. RefSeq lists its product as uncharacterized. The coding region runs from base 1 to 1236 and encodes 411 amino acids. The record is from RefSeq and is a predicted model, not a curated record. Lineage: Eukaryota; Fungi; Ascomycota; Eurotiomycetes; Chaetothyriales; Herpotrichiellaceae. The transcript is spliced from 2 exons.